Messenger RNA from Dacryopinax primogenitus, 1720 nucleotides. Its product is annotated as L-methionine transporter. The coding region runs from base 5 to 1720 and encodes 571 amino acids. The transcript is spliced from 13 exons. The record is from RefSeq and is a predicted model, not a curated record. Lineage: Eukaryota; Fungi; Basidiomycota; Dacrymycetes; Dacrymycetales; Dacrymycetaceae. Gene Ontology annotation, molecular function: L-amino acid transmembrane transporter activity. Gene Ontology annotation, cellular component: membrane. Gene Ontology annotation, biological process: amino acid transmembrane transport.
GUACAUGUCAUACCAACCGCUGCCUUCACCGGCACACGGCGAUCACGAAUCUACGUUUGCGUCACCGCGUUCCUCUACAGAGUCUCUUCGCGCCUUAGAAUAUUCUGAUGGCCUGCAAGCAAUACGUCCUGGACGGAGUCGGGGAUACUCAAUAUCCUCUGUUGCGACAUUCGAUUUCCAGAACAAUCUUUUACCCUUGAGCUUGACGACUGAGCUUGAUGAUGAAAAAGAAGUGGUGGGAGAACGUACCAUAGGGUUGUUCCAUGCGAUUGCACUUGUUGUCAGCUUGCAAAUUGGGUCAGGUAUCUUUUCGUCUCCCGGUGUGGUUUUCGCGAAUGUCGGCUCGGUGGGGGCAAGCAUGAUUGUGUGGUUGCUCAGCGGGAUAUUGGCAUGGACAGGAGCCAGCUCAUUUGCAGAGCUUGGUGCCAUGAUUCCGCUUAAUGGAGGCGCCCAGGCCUACCUUGCGUAUGCCUACAAUCCCGUCGUGUCAUUCAUGUUCUCUUGGACUGCGAUAGCUGUGCUGAAGCCCGGUGGGAAUGCUAUCAUAGCAUUGAUAUUUGGAGAAUACAUGAACAGGCUGUUCUAUGGACAAACGCGCCCCGACAGCCCUCCUGAUGCCAUUCCAAUUUGGGCCACAAAACUUACGGCAACCGUGGCGGUGGCUCUGGUUUCGCUUGUCUGUCUCAUCAAUCCCAAGUCGGGAACUGGCGCUGCUCUGGGAUUUACGUUGAUGAAGAUCCUAGCACUUUUUGCAAUCUCGAUCAUGGGAAUUGUACAGCUUGCUCGCGGGAAAGCGUCUCCCUCUCUCCUGACAGACAUUUUCGAAGGCACGUCUCCAAAUCCAUCUUCAUGGGCGAUUGCGGCCUAUUCAGGACUUUGGGCAUUCGACGGCUGGGAUCAAACGAAUUAUGUCGCGGGAGAGAUGAAGCAUGCCGAGCGGAAUUUGCCGCGGGCAAUCCACAUCAGCAUGUUCACGGUCAUUAUCCUUUUCCUGUGGGCAAACGUCAGCUACUUCAUCGUGCUCGAUAAGGUGACCGUGGGCCGGACCAACACCAUCGCUCUGGACUUCGGGAGUGUGCUAUUUGGCAGAGUCGGUGGCAUUGUAUUCUCCAUCAUGGUUGCGCUUUCCUGUUUUGGCGCACUGAAUGGGUCGUUUUUUACUUCUGCUCGACUUAUCUAUGUGGCCGGGAAAGAAGGUCACUUGCCAUCACUCUUUGGGAAAUUGCAUCGCACCAGAAAGACGCCCGUGAACGCUAUGAUUCUGCAGGCAAUUCUUACCUGUGGCUUCAUCUUGGUUGGGGGCGGAUUCCGCAGCUUGAUCAACUUCUACAGUGUUGCUGGGUGGAGCUUCUACGGUCUGACCGUCAUGGGGCUGAUUGUUCUGCGGGUGAAAGAGCCACAUCUAGAGCGACCGUACAAAACUUGGAUAAUAACGCCAUUGACAUUUUGUGCUGUGGCACUGUUUCUUCUAUCUAUGCCCGUUAUCGCCGCGCCUUUAGAAGCUCUGGCGGCGGUCGGUUUUAUCCUUUUGGGCCUACCGGUAUAUUUCAUCACCCAGCGGCCAAACGAGCGCAUUCAAGAAGCUUCUUCAGUCUUGUCAAGAAUGAAAAAUAUGGUUGCAUCCUGUUUAUCUUGUUUCUCGCGUGGCCAGAGCAAAGAGCGGGUUCGAACAGCGACGAACACAACCGAGGAGCGAGUGGAGAUGAUUGAGCGCCGAUAA